AGGAAUGAAGUGGGCACACCGGUUAGGAUGGGUUAAUAUACGAGGAGCGCUGCAAACUGAUAACAAAUCACACCUGCAUGCACUAUGACGAGAGAGAGAACAAAAGGACAAAACAUCACAAAAAAAAACCCAGGUAUAGAAAUAACGCAAUACGCGACAACUCUAAAUAUGGCACAGGUACAAGCAACAAACAGAAUGUACAUGUGCACUAGGUGCGUGCAGACAUGUAAUUGCAGGCGCUAGCAACAACAGUAGUAGUAACAGUGCACUAGUUCAAGGGGUGCAAAACCACCACCAUCCAGGAAGAGCGAGUAUCAGGGCCAGAAAUAUGUACAAGGCCUCACCAGAGAAUUCACAGGAGGUCCCACCCUGCGUUAUUGUUUAUGCUGGGGCUCGUGUCGCGAAUUUGUAUUGCUUCGCGUAUUCUCCUCCUGGCCCGAUCCGACUCAGUGGCAAGGACGCGAACCUCUGUGAAUGCCGACUCGCCAAGCAGCAGUACCUCGCCGCCAUGGUGAAGUCGGUAGUGCUCGCCCAGGGCUUUUCCAGACGUCUUGUUGCGUGAGUUAUCAUUGUGUUCUUUUGUUCGCGUUGCUACACUGCGGCCAGUCUCUCCAACAUACUUCUCCGAGCACUUGCAGGUCAGACGAUAAACCACGUUGCGUCUUGUGCAUUCUACCUCGCUCGAUUGGCAUGCAACGCAGGCUGUGUCACUAAGUCCAGCCUCACUGGACCUUGCUGCCGUAAGUGGGUGGAUCCCGCUGCCCCGAGGCGACGAGGAAGGCCUAAAGCCGCCUGCGUUCACAUGGCAGAAAAAAACGACACCGCUAUGCUACGUAAGUUUCUACGUAAGGUACUCGGUACUUCACUUAGGCUACGUAAGUUUCUACGUAAGGUGCUCGGUAUUAGAUCUACCAACGCUUGGUAGCCGCGUGCUGUGCACGUGCACGGCAGACAUUGUGUUGCGUGCAGUGCAGUCCGUUUUCGGAUGUGCAUGCGCGAAGAACUUCCUUCUUUGGAACUGCUUCUUGCAUGAGCUGUUUCGGAUAUUUCGUGUCCUGGCUUAUUUCGCUUCGGCUCUGCUGAGAACUCUUUUCACGGAAUAUUACUCAAUGACAGGCGAGUUGACCAGUUCCCUUUGAUUCAUUUGCUUGUGUUGACUCUUUCAUUUACGAAAAGUGUGCUGAUUUUAGGUGGAAUACAAUAAAAUUAAUAAUGGAAAAGCUGACAGGAUCUCUUUUCUAUAUUAUUAACUUUUCUGCUGUCGAGGCCUCCUUUUACGGGAUACUCAAUGACAGGUGAUCUCUGAAUUGACCAGCUUCCUUCGAUUCAUUUGCUUAUGCUCACCCUUUCAUUUACGGAAACGUGUGCUGAUGUUAUUCGGAUUUAGAUCCAUUCGUAUUUCUUUGCCCUUGCCAACAGUGUGCGAAGAACGCGAGUUCACCUUCUUGACGGUAAGGCUUAUGUUGCUGCUGAGGCUUAGAUGUGUUGUCGAAAUACUCAUGUUCAUUGUACAUUGGUACGUUACAAGUAAGGCACUGGUCAUGAUUACUUCCGGCAUUCCGUGCUCCGAUCAUAGGGUAGAAUCUGAAUUUUGCAGUGGCAUAGCAUCGAUCUUCGCCCGUCGUCCCAGCAGCGGAGCAGUCUGCCCGUAUCGCGCCAUGAUGAUGAUCCAUAAUCCUCUACCCCAUCAACAACGAUCUUCGGUAGACGCUGGUGUUUCUCACCGCUCACGAGAACGCGCGUCGACACCCUGCACACAUACUCCGCAAUCUCCAUGGGAGUCAAGUCCACCCGAUCCGGGUGAAGAAGCAUGGGUCUUAGCUCGUAAGCUGUGCCCAGAUCGGUGAGUAACCGAACGGUUAAUUCAUCUUUAUUACUACAAGAAAAUAAAUAGAACUUCUCUACAUAUGGUUCGGAGGUUGACCAGGCCGACAUCUUUGAUCUGGUAGAGAGAGAAAUUCUGGAGACGGUACUCGAUCAUCCAAUGGACUCAAAAAUGAAUUGUGAACCAAAAAUGAAAUUAUAUCAGGUUUUAUAGGUCCCGCCAAGUCCCGUCCCGCCGGGUCCCGCCUCCGGGAAGGUGACGACCUUGGAGAACACGGUGAACACGGUGCGCGCCAAAAACCAAAACGUUGCUCGCGACAUGCCGUGUCUUUUUUGGUUCGGGUUUGGAAUCUUUCCAUUGACAUAAGUCAAUUAGUUUUCCAUCUAUGUCCGUAAUCGAAAGGUCCAUGAGCUGUAGAAUUUUUCUAGCUUUCCUCUCGUAUAAUUCUUUUCGACAUACAACAAUUCUUUCUCGAACUUUUAGCUGCUGGAAUACCGGAUUCAUCUUGACCUCAGAUGCACAGAUCAUGCAUCCAUGCAUUGACGUCACAGUACAUCAUUGCAGCACUGAUUUCACUGUGAAGUGUGGAACAUGGGUCAAUGCGCGAUAAAAGGAUGAACGUGAUUUCAGCGGGAAGUGCGCUAAUUGGUCACAUGUUUUCAGCGGGAAGUGCGGUAAGUGGUUAAUUGUUUCCAGCGGGAGAUGAGUGGAUUGGUUAAUUGAAAAACAACCAGUUAUUCCGAAUUCAACUAUUACGAAAACCCUAUAAAAAUAGAUCCUCGGUACCUUGUCAAGUCAUUGUGUGGUUGUCCGCCACCACCCCUGCUCAGGAUGGAACCCCUUCGGAAGAAACCUCGUCAGUCUUUUGAUGUAGUGAGAUCAUCUGAUCUGUUGCAAUUCUUUAGUUAUUGUCCUGAUCAAGAGUUUGCAGAUGUACUAAAGUUUUUCUCUCAUGUUCUACCGUCGCUGGAGCUGCUUCUUGAAGAGAAUAUUGAGCAAUGGGGUCAGUACAAGUGUUCUUUGGUAGUUCAGGUGGUGAUGCAGAAGCUGAAUCCUGCUACAGGACAAAUGGUUUCCAACACAUUCUUCUUCCGAUCGAGUACAACGCUGGUGCUCAACACCAUGGAGCUGAGGGACCUUCUCAGUAGGAUGAUUGCUCAGAUCAACGCUCGUCUUGAUGAUUUCGUUCGUCAUGGAUCAGGUUGGGUAGUUGAACGGAUUUCCUGUUUACACAUCGAAAUGUCACGCUAUUGUGUACUUGGAGGAAGUUCGUACAUCCCCUUGCCACCGGAGUUGAAGUCGAAGAAGGCCAUUGUUAACGUGCAGAACACUGACAACAAGUGUUUACUGUAAGUAUAGCAGUGGGGUUUCAGUGUUGUGUUAUGGUGUAUGGAUUGAACUGUAUGCCGCCUGUCCAUGUCUUAUGUCAUCCGUACUUUAGAUGGUCAAUACUGGCUGCUAAAUUUUCGGCAGACAAGUCUCGUCCAUGUCGUCAAUCGUCGUACGCAGAACAUGCGGAUACUGUGGAUGUGAGCGGCAUCGAGUUUCCAGCAAAACUGGAAGACAUACCAGUCAUCGAAAGACUGAACGACGGUCUUUACAUCAACGUCUUCGGAUAUGAAGAGAAAGUCAUAUAUCCGUUAAGAAUUUCUCAGCAACCGCAGUCCGCCAUCAAUGUAUUGCUCAUCCAAGACGAACGCAAUGACGUGGAGGUGCAGCACUGGGUGUGGAUAAAGUCAUUCAGUCGUCUUGUUGCUACUGGAGCACGUCGAGCACAUUUCGUCUGCUUCAGAUGUCUCUCAACACACGUCACGGAGAAGGCAUUGAAUAAUCAUAUGAUGUACUGCAGUGAACAUCCUGAAGCUACGGUGGAGAUGCCAAAGGCUGGCGAUAGAGUGAUGUUCAGGAAUGUGAACAAGCAGCUUCAAGCCCCAUUUGUGAUCUAUGCCGAUUGUGAGGCCUUCAUAGAACCUCUGUCCGCUGUCAAGAAAAUCGGUCAUUCGACAUUCCAAAAGAACAAGCAUGUAGCCUGUUCCUGUUCGUACAUUGUAGUACGAUCUGAUGGCGUCGUCACGAACCGUUUCUUCUACCGUGGAGAAGAUUCUAUGUUCUGUUUUCUGCUGUCACUUGAGCAAGAGGAGGAGAUUAUCCGUGAUGAGCUUCUAGCAUGUAAUGCUGGUCAAAUGAUCAUUUCAGAAAGUCAGCAACGUGAAUUUGAAACGGUAGUCUCCUGUUGGAUCUGUGGUGAAGCGUUGGGUAGCGAUCGUGUACGUGACCACUGUCACAUCACCGGUGCUUACCGUGGUGCAGCACACAACCAUUGUAACCUGAACAUGCGGAUUGAGCCAUUCAAGAUCAAGAUUCCUGUGAUCUUUCAUAACUUGAAGGGAUACGAUUCUCAUCACAUCAUAUCUGCCAUUGGGAGAACGUCCACUGAUGAGAUUACGUAUGUGAACGAGAAAGGACAAGAACGGACCAAGCGUCUCGGUGCUAUCAACGUGAUUCCCAUCAACAGUGAAAAAUAUGUCACAUUCGGAUGGAGACAGUUCCAGUUCAUCGACAGCCUGGCAUUCUUGAACACCUCCCUAGACCGGUUGGUUUCGGCUACACCACCAGAUGCAUUCGCCCUUCUAUCCGCACGAUUUCCAGACGAGGAUGAACGCAAACUGUUGACACGAAAGGGUGUCUACCCGUAUGAAUAUAUGGGGUCGUACGACCAAUUCGAAGAAACGCGUCUACCACCCAAGGAUGCAUUCCACUCAACGCUAACGAACACGGGUAUCAGUGAUGAAGACUAUGCCUAUGCGCAAACAGUAUGGACUGCGUUUGACUGUGAAGAUCUAGGAGACUAUCACGACCUCUACCUGGAGACUGAUGUGCUGCUGUUGGCUGACGUUUUCGAAAACUUCAGAAGAACUGCUCACGCAACCUAUGGAUUGGAUCCCGCUAAUUACCUCACCUUACCGGGAUUUGCCUGGGAUUCGCUGCUGAAAAUGACGAAGGUGUCCCUUCAUCUCAUUUCCGACAUUGACAUGUUCAACUUCAUUGAGCAUGGCAAAAGAGGUGGCAUAAGCAUGGUGUCCGCUAGACACGCCACCGCCAACAACAGAUAUCUAUCGGAGUACAAUCCAGACGAGCCGUCAAGCUUCAUCCAAUAUUUAGAUGCGAACAAUCUAUAUGGAUGGGCCAUGUCUCAACCCUUGCCCGUGUCGGACUUCUGCUUUGAAGCAGUGACGGAUGAUCUUCUGGAGACGGUACUCGAUCAUCCAAUGGACUCUUCGACGGGAUACAUGGUGGAGUGCGAUUUAAGGAUUCCAGAUGGUGUGCAUGACAUGAUGAAUGACUAUCCGUUGGCUCCUGAGAAGAUGAAGGUGACACGAGAUAUGCUUUCUCCAUAUCAGACCCACAUGGCAGAGAAACUAAUGGUGACCGGUUUGGAAGCGAAGAAACUGGUGCCAAAUCUACUGGUGAAAGAGCACUAUGUUCUGCACUACAGAAACUUGCAGCAGUAUGUGUCCUUGGGUGUGGAGAUUACAGAUGUGCAUCGUGUGCUCUCCUUCACACAACACCCAUGGAUGAAGCCAUACAUCGACACUAAUACUGACCUGAGAAAGCUAUCAACUUCUGAUUUCGAGAAAGACUUCUAUAAGUUGAUGAACAAUGCUGUAUAUGGCAAGACCAUGGAAAACGUUCGAAACAGAGUAAACAUCAAGCUCAUUCGUGAACAGGAUGAAAAACCACGUCUCCAGAAAAGCAUCAACAAACCUUCGUACAUCCGCAGUGUAGCCUUUGAGAACGAUCUGAUAGCAAUCGAGUUUGCCAAGACAAAGGUGACUCUCAAUAAACCCAUUUAUGUGGGUACAGCCAUCCUCGAUCUGUCGAAGCACUUGAUGUAUUCCUUUUACUAUGAAGUUCUCCUACCCCGCUAUGGACAAAAUGUACGUUUGCUCUACACUGAUACUGAUAGUCUGAUCGUACAUAUUCAAACGGAUGAUCUGUACACCGAUAUGUCAAACAACAUAACAGCCUAUGACACAUCCAACUAUUCACCAUCCCACCACCUGUACAGCACGGUCAACAAGAAGGUGGUAGGGAAGUUCAAGGACGAACUAGGUGGCAAACCCAUCAAGGAGUUCAUUGGUUUGCGGAGCAAGAUGUACGCAUACCGCUGUGAAGACAACGACGACAAUGGCAAGCGUGCCAAAGGUGUGCAGAGAAGCGUGUUGAAAAACACCAUAACCGUCGAUGAUUAUCGAACAUGUCUCGUCGAGGAGUCUCAGCUGAAGAGAACAAUGAAUGUUCUUCGAAGUCGACGACAUUGCAUUCACGGAGAGGAGCUACACAAGAUUGCCCUCUGUGGAUUCGACAGUAAGCGUUACAUUCUGGAGGAUGGUAUCAACACCCUGGCAUUCGGACACAAGGAUAUUCCAAAGCACUGAGGGAUUUCCACACAUACUAGAGCAUAUGUCAUAUCUUCUCAUGAAAUACAUUGUAAAUACUAUGCGAUUCAUAAUAUUCACGUUAAUCCAAAGCAUGAGCUACAUUGUACAUAUGAAAUGCUAAUACUUUUUGAGAUCAUUCACAUCCUUCUUUGUUAACCAGGUAUGGAAUUUUUCGUCUUGAUAA
Messenger RNA from Sycon ciliatum, 6451 nucleotides. RefSeq lists its product as uncharacterized. The coding region runs from base 3208 to 6264 and encodes 1018 amino acids. Gene Ontology annotation, molecular function: nucleotide binding; nucleic acid binding. NCBI's taxonomy places the organism in Eukaryota, Metazoa, Porifera, Calcarea, Leucosolenida, Sycettidae. The transcript has 6 exons. The record is from RefSeq and is a predicted model, not a curated record.